AUGUCUUCUUCAGCAGACCUUCCGCCACUGCCUCUACCUGCGGGCGUGACCGAGAACUACGUUCACUGCCCGUCGAACGGCCUGACGUUCCACAUCCUGGAAGCAGGUCAUACACCCGAACGUGACCGCCCGCUCAUCGUACUGACCCAUGGAUAUCCUGAGCUCGCCUUCUCAUGGAGGAAGAUCAUGGGCCCACUGGCUGACGCAGGUUACUAUGUCGUUGCCUUCGACCAACGGGGUUACGGACGCACCACAGGCUGGGACAACUCGUCGUUUGACAAAACAGAUAUGUCUCAAUUCACUUUAACGACCAUUGUCCGCGACGUCGUUGCCCUCGUUCAUGCACUGGGCUAUCGCCAUGUCAAAUGUAUUACAGGACAUGAUUUCGGUGCAGUCACGGCAAGUUUGGCUGCUCUUGUCCGGCCGGAUCUGUUCAGGAGCUGUAUCAUGAUGAGCCACCCCUUCAAAGCACCAGCUUCGCUACCCUUCAAUCUUCGCAAUGGAGACGGGCCGCCAGCAGCACCAAUGGACAUCCAAGCAGAGCUUUCCAAGCUGCCAGAGCCGAGGAAGCACUACAAGUGGUACAACAGUACGAGCGAAGCUGCCCCACAAUGGAACAAGCCUCCGCAAGGGAUGGAAGCAUAUCUUCGAGGUUACUUACACGUAAAAUCUGCCGACUGGAGCAACAACAACCCUACAGCACUCAAGGAGUGGUCUGCAGAAGAACUGGCGAAGAUGCCUCACUACUACAUCAUGCCCCGCGAUAAGUCAAUGCCGGAAACUAUUGCCGACAUGAUGGAGACUGAAGACACAUCUGCAACCAAGCGAUGGAUGUCUGACGAGGACUUGGGUGUGUAUGUCCAGGAGUGGUCGAGGACUGGCUUCCAGGGCGGACUCAACUUCUACCGCACAACAACGGAUCCAGCGAAGAAAAAGGACCUCGAGAUGUAUGCUGGCAGAAAAAUUGAAUGUCCAAGCGCCUUCAUCUCCGGCAAGCAAGACUGGGGUAAUUUUCAAGAGCCCGGCGCUAUCGAGGACUACCCCAAGUCAUGUUCGGAUUUCCGUGGUGCCAGGUUCAUCGAUGGCGCGGGCCAUUGGCCACAGCAAGAACAGCCAGAGAAGGUUGUCGAAGAAAUGUUGCAGUUCCUCGGCAGCCUUUGA
Didymella exigua CBS 183.55 is the source of this 1161-nucleotide messenger RNA. RefSeq names its product alpha/beta-hydrolase. Gene Ontology annotation, molecular function: hydrolase activity. Lineage: Eukaryota; Fungi; Ascomycota; Dothideomycetes; Pleosporales; Didymellaceae. Bases 1 to 1161 code for a protein of 386 amino acids. The record is from RefSeq and is a predicted model, not a curated record. The transcript has a single exon.